Dunckerocampus dactyliophorus (ringed pipefish) is the source of this 3280-nucleotide messenger RNA. It is a transcript of the gene yrk, whose product is annotated as Yes-related kinase. The transcript is spliced from 13 exons. Gene Ontology annotation, cellular component: extrinsic component of cytoplasmic side of plasma membrane. NCBI's taxonomy places the organism in Eukaryota, Metazoa, Chordata, Actinopteri, Syngnathiformes, Syngnathidae. Gene Ontology annotation, biological process: integrin-mediated signaling pathway; cell differentiation; protein phosphorylation. Gene Ontology annotation, molecular function: ATP binding; non-membrane spanning protein tyrosine kinase activity; signaling receptor binding. Bases 831 to 2444 code for a protein of 537 amino acids. The record is from RefSeq and is a predicted model, not a curated record.
GUGUGUGUGCGUGUGUGUGUAGCUGAGUGAUUUCCCAGAAAACACAUCAGGAAUCUCUUGCAUAACACUGUCGUGGGUCUGGGACUAAUUGUGUUCUUUCUGCUCCGUUGUGUUGUUGGUUCGGGUUCUGUGCUCCUCAACUGACUUCAGAACUUCCCAGAUGUUCGCCCACCAGCUUCACUGGGACGUUGUGUGUGUGUGUGUGUGUGUGUGUGUGUGUGUGUGUGUGUGUGUGGGUAUGAUUGAGUCACUUAGAAAGGAAGUUGGUGACAAACUCCCAAACUUUACUGAACGAGCAGAGUUGAAGGGUCAAACUAGAACCAUCUGCAGUUCUGAGGAGGUGGAUUCUCAAAUGUGGAAUCCACUGAUUCAUCUGGGAACUCCCCCACAGGAAGCUGCUCUGAGGAAAAGGCUCGGCCGUGUGCAUCCUUCCCCGCAUUGCUGCCCCUCGGACCCGUUUAGACCGUGUCGGAGCCACCUCGGACCUGUUCUUGCCGCCAUCGGGCCUUUCCAGCACCUAUCCAUCAUAGCUUGCGCUUGUUUCCAUGGAGUUGUGGAAUUUUUCUAAGGGGAGGAAAACCAGUCCCAUAGGCCGGACUCCCAUCACUUCCUGUUUCUUGACGAGGUCACUUCCUGUCUUGAGCCUCGGGUGCUAGUUAGGCAGGAAGGAAGGAGGCGGGUUCAGCUGUUUUUUUUUUGGUGGUUUCACGGCCGACGUUCUCGCCGCAAAGGCUUCCAGGGUGGUUGACCAGAUGUCAGUGGCGAUGGUGAUUGACAGGUGAUCUGACAGAGGAAGACAUCAGACGCCGUCCGUCUCCCUGCUGGUUAUUAUGGGGUGUGCUUGCUGCAAGCAGAAGAAGUCCGCCAAGCUCGAAGCCGCCACGUUAGCCACCGCCGCCAACGCCUCCGAGCUGUCCCCUAGCGACGUGGACGGCGGCUUGUCGGCGGGCUUGGUGCAGGGCCGCUACUGUCCCGACCCCACGCAGGCCAUCCCCGACUUCAACAAGGGCUUCUCGUCCAGCGCCAUCUUCCCCAACGCCAACGCGCAGCAGUGGUCUGGAGGCAUCACAAGCGGUGGCGUCACGCUCUUCAUCGCCCUCUACGACUACGACGCUCGCACCGAGGAUGACCUCACCUUCCAGAAAGGAGAGAAGUUCCAGAUCAUCAACAACACAGAGGGCGACUGGUGGGAGGCUCGCUCUUUGGAUACUGGGAACGCUGGUUACAUCCCAUCCAACUACGUAGCUCCUGUUGACUCCAUACAGGCUGAGGAGUGGUAUUUUGGAAAGAUGGGGAGGAAGGAUGCGGAGAGACAGCUCUUGGGCCACGGCAACCAGAGGGGGACUUUCCUCAUACGAGAGAGCGAGACCACCAAAGGCGCUUACUCGCUGUCCAUCCGGGACUGGGAUGACAACAAGGGAGACCACGUGAAGCACUAUAAGAUCCGCAAACUGGACAACGGGGGCUACUACAUCACCACGCGCUCCCAGUUUGACACGGUGCAGCAGCUGGUGGAGCACUACACAGAGAGAGCCGCGGGGCUGUGCUGCCGUUUGAUUGGCAGCUGCAAGCGGGGCAUGCCGAAGCUGGCCGACUUAUCGGUGAAGACCAAGGACAUGUGGGAGAUUCCUCGCGAAUCCCUGCAGCUGAUUAAGAAACUGGGCAACGGCCAGUUUGGAGAAGUCUGGAUGGGCAUGUGGAACGGCACCACCAAGGUUGCGGUGAAGACGCUGAAGCCUGGAACCAUGUCCCCUGAGGCCUUCCUGGAGGAGGCUCAGAUCAUGAAGAGACUCCGCCACGACAAGCUGGUGCAGCUCUAUGCCGUUGUGUCCGAGGAGCCCAUCUAUAUCAUCACAGAGUUCAUGAGCCAAGGAAGUUUGCUGGACUUCCUAAAAGACGGCGAGGGCCAGAACCUGAAGCUGCCCCAGCUUGUGGACAUGGCGGCACAGAUAGCAGCCGGCAUGGCGUACAUCGAGAGGAUGAAUUACAUCCACCGCGACCUGCGGGCGGCCAACAUCCUUGUCGGGGACAACCUGGUGUGUAAGAUCGCCGACUUCGGCCUGGCGCGGCUCAUUGAAGACAACGAGUACACGGCUAGACAAGGGGCCAAGUUCCCCAUCAAGUGGACGGCUCCGGAAGCGGCGCUGUACGGACGCUUCACCAUCAAGUCGGACGUGUGGAGCUUCGGCAUCCUGCUCACCGAGCUCAUCACCAAGGGACGCGUGCCGUACCCAGGCAUGAACAACCGCGAGGUGUUGGAGCAGGUGGAGAGAGGCUACCGGAUGGCCUGCGCCCCGGGCUGCCCCGCCUCGCUCCAUGAACUCAUGCUGCAGUGCUGGAGGCGGGAGGCCGACGAGAGGCACACCUUCGAGUACCUGCAGUCCUUCUUGGAGGAUUACUUCACCGCCACCGAGCCGCAGUACCAGCCUGGAGAGAACCUGUGACCACACACGCUCACUCACACACAAACACUCACACAGUGAACGUUCUACAUUGUCGCCUUAAUCGUUUCCUGUCGCCACUGCCUGCGUCUUUCGGGAAAGAUCAGCCUCGAUGAAGAGCGCACUUGGACCUCUGCUGAUCGGGGCCCUGCAGUGAUGUUGCUUUACUCUGUAACCAUGACAACAAGGAACUGAAAGAAGAUGUAGAUGGUUAGGGAGGAGGGAGACGAGUUGGCACAUUAUCCUCUUCUUUCUCAGGCGCCAUACAUGUUCCGCUUCCACCCUUUCAUUCUCUCACACCGUGUCUCUCUGGAGAGAGCUUUUGUGAAUGGUUUUACAUGAAUACCGUGGAGGCGCAACAGGUUGUGAGUGUCUUUUAAAACAUAAAGGUGAACAACGUCGUGAAGCUUCUGUGUGUGCGUAGAUUACACGCCGCUUUGCCGCAUUCAAGAGGAUCUACGUUUACUUGAACACUGUUUCUACCUUACUCUGCUUUUUCUGAAUUUUCAAAAAAACCCAAAUCGGUGUCCAACGCCCCGUCAGGUGCCGCCGUGUAGAAAUGGGCUGUCUUUUGGCCACAUUUUUCCCACCACUUUUACAAAAAUAUAUAUAUUUUACCUUCAGUAAGUCAUAGAGAUGGUGAGGAAUGUCUUCUACAUUUUAUGGCCAUUUCAUAUGAGCCGUCUCUUUAGACUUUUUUUCAGUUAUUUAACUUGUUCCAUAUAUGUGCAUCACAAAGACUUUUAUAGCAAAGUCAGCAUUUAUUCAUUCAUUGGGAGGGUGUAGUAAAAGGUCAUGCAUGAAAAGGGAAAUAGAUUACUUUUUUUUUUUUUUUUUUU